AGGUGGUGACAGUGGAUUGGAUGGGUUAGGAGGACCAGGAGUUCAACUUGGAAGCCCUGAUAAGAAAAAACGCAAAGGAAACACACAGUUUCUUGCACUGGAAACUUUUCACUACAAACUUCUGACUGAUAAGAUUAAUGCCAACAGAAGAACGAUCCUGAAUGGGCCUCUCUUUGCAUGUGUGUCAUGGUGAGAGCGCAGCCAUUUGUCCAGUAUAUUCUCUGUGAUUAAACUAAAAAUGACACCUGGGUGACCAAGGCAGAAGACCAGCACUCAAAAAAUCUAAGACUUACAGUCGAUGAAUGAACUUUGCAUAACUGAAGGAUGUGUUCUGGAUGACUACAGCUGCAUUCUGGAGUGGUAAGUGUCCCUCCCUUUUUAUUUGAAGCCAUUUUGUAUGCUCCUAUUGAUGACACAAAUAGCACAGCAAAGAUCGGAAAUGGAAACAUUUUCUUCACUUUGUAUAAAAAAGAACCGGCCAUGUGGGAUUCCCUAACCCUAGAAAAUGCUGACAAGGAAAAACUGCAAUAUCUAAGAGAGAAUGCUGUUCUAAAAGCCCAACAAAAGGCAAAAGAGGAGACAGAAGCAAAAAAAGCUACAAAAGAGGAACACAAAAAAUAUGCUUUGGAGGCCACAAUGAAGCUAGAAGAAGCAGAAAGAAAAAGAAUUGAAGAUCUGAAAGAGAAGGAACGGCAGAAGGUCACCGAAGAGUUGGAGUUAUGGAAAAACCAGCAAAAAGAUGCUGAUAAAUACAAAAGCAUGCAAAAAGAAGGGGAAUUACAUCAAGAAAUAGGGCAGUUAAAAGAGAGGAAAAAUGAAAAAAUGACCAAAACUAGAAUUCCUAAUGAAGGAACUUCUAAGAGCAGACCCAAACCCACAAAAGGUCAUGCUUCCUGUAGUAUAUUUUCACCAAAUGUAAAGGAAGAACAGUUACCAGCUCCUAGAUCUGCUGCUACAAUUAAAGUCAACUUUACCCCAAGAGUUUUUCCUACAGCUCUUCGAGAAUCUCGUGUCGCAGAAGAGGAGGAGUGGCUACAUAAACAAGCAGAAGCUCGAAGAACAAUAAAUGCUGAUUUGUCUGAGCUGGAAGAUUUAAAAGAAGAGGAGAAGAAUCCAGAUUGGUUAAAGGACAAAGGAAACAAAAUGUUUGCAAUGGGAAACUAUCUGGCAGCUGUGAAUGCCUAUAACCUUGCAGUGAGGCUGAACAACAAGCUUCCCCUGCUGUACCUGAAUCGUGCUGCCUGCCACCUUAAACUGAGGAAUUUACACAAAGCUAUUGAAGACUCCUCUAAGGCACUAGAACUGUUGACACCACCUGUUCCUGAUAACGAGGGCGCUCGAGUGAAAGCCUAUGUGAGACGUGGAACAGCCUUUUGUCAGCUGGAAUUAUAUACUGAAGGUCUCCAGGAUUAUGAAGCAGCUCUCAAGAUUGAUCCUAAAAAUAAAAAUAUAGAAAAAGAUGCUGAGAAGAUUCGACACCUAAUUCAAGGAACAAUGCAAGGUUCUUAAUUCAAAUAAACAUGAAAAAAAAGAAACUCUUUGGCAGAAAUGCCUUUUUAGAACAUCAGAAGGAAUCUUAUUUCUUUUCAGUAUGUGUUAACUAGAUAUUUUUUGUGCUUCACUCAAAACACCUACAGAAUUGGUAAUGGAUUGGAUAUAUUAAUUUUUUUGGAAAGUAUAGUAUUAUAAUAACCAUAAUUAGAUAUAUUUUAUCUGAUUUUGAUACAGAGUUGUCAUAUUUUUGCUUUUUGUUAGCAUUUGUGUUACCCUGAAAAUCUGAAACACUGGAUUUGAAGCUGUUCCGUUAUGUUAAGCAUUCUUUCCAAGCUGUGACCAUUUCAACUACACUUCUUUCAGUAGCAGUUUUAGCAGACUUCUGAAUUUUCCACAUCGAUGUGUUUCCUGAAUACCAUUUAUGACUGAUUUCUGUCUUUAUAAUAAAAUAUUUUUUAUGCA
Messenger RNA from Corapipo altera (White-ruffed manakin), 1956 nucleotides. RefSeq names its product dynein axonemal assembly factor 4 (gene DNAAF4). The transcript has 11 exons. Gene Ontology annotation, biological process: heart development; cilium movement; outer dynein arm assembly. The record is from RefSeq and is a predicted model, not a curated record. Gene Ontology annotation, molecular function: nuclear estrogen receptor binding. The coding region runs from base 481 to 1509 and encodes 342 amino acids. NCBI's taxonomy places the organism in Eukaryota, Metazoa, Chordata, Aves, Passeriformes, Pipridae.